Molecule: messenger RNA, 1281 nt
Organism: Alternaria alternata
Lineage: Eukaryota; Fungi; Ascomycota; Dothideomycetes; Pleosporales; Pleosporaceae
Exons: 3
Coding region: 1-1281 (426 amino acids)
Source: RefSeq, a predicted model, not a curated record
AUGGCGUCGCUGUCUGCCAGCCUUGUUUCUAGCGUGACGUCGUCUGUUUUUGCAGCGGAGUCAACACCGGCGCUGGGUACCCUCGAGUCUGCCGGCGCUGGAAUCACUGGAGGCUACACGGGCGACUCUCUAGUCCUUAAGAUUAUCAUUGCCUUUCUCCUCGGCCUCUCCCUUUAUAACGCCAUCGAACUCAUUAUCCUCGCAUUCGUCACUUUCCAGCGUUACCAUGGCCUGUAUUUCUGGUCGCUGGUCAUCAGCGCUUUCGGCAUCAUACCAUACGCUCUCGGCUUCAUCAUCAAGUUCUUCAGGGUAUUGGAUCCCUCAAGAGACGCUGGAUAUGUCGCCGUCGUCCUACUUACGCUUGGGUGGUGGCCUAUGAUCACUGGGCAAUCGGUGGUCCUGUGGUCGCGUCUCCACCUCGUUACGAAUUCGCGUCGCGUCCUUCGCUGGACUCUUUGGAUGAUCAUUAUCAAUGGCAUACUCCUGCAUUCAAUCACGACCGUCCUGACCUUCGGCUCGAACGCGAACUCAUUCUCCGACACCACGCUCAGUCGCUUCGUCCGCGGAUACUCGAUAAUGGAAAAGAUACAGAUGGUCGGUUUCUUCGUGCAAGAGACUAUUUUGUCGAUAGUAUACAUAAAAGAGACGGUACGACUGCUGAGGCUCUCAGAACAGGUUCAAGACGACGUGCGAAGUUUCGAUGACAGUGCUGGGAUGGGGCACCUUAAGAAUACCAACGUCCGAAAGACAAUGUACCAGCUCCUCACUAUCAAUGUACUGAUCAUCGCCAUGGACAUCGCUCUACUCAGCGUCGAGUUUGCCAACCUGUACCUCAUCGAAACCACUCUCAAAGGCGUUGUAUACUCGAUUAAACUCAAACUCGAAUUCGCUGUCCUCGGCAAACUGGUUCAACUCGUGCGCGUCAGAGCCGAAUCCGAUCAGAGCAUGAACAACAACAACUAUGCGCGCGGAAACAGUUUCGAACGCCGGAAUACUCUGGCGCUGGAAAAGACACAGAGUGGUAGUGGUACAGCGAGUGUAGGCACAUCAGCAAGGCUCAACAGCAGCCUGCUCACGCACGACUUUGGUAGCCAGCAAUACCCCGACUUCGUGGAUCCCAGACGCAUCAGUCCGAAUGUCACGCAUGCGGAGCCAAUGAAUGAGGAGACUGGAUGGGAAACUCGAGGGCAGCAGGAAGACCAAGACAAGUGGAGAAGGCGAGUCAGGGUAAAACGUGGGAGCUGGAUCGAUGAAGAGAUGGAUAAACAUAAUAUUGGGUGA